UAAUAGGGGAGUGGUUAAAUACACUAAGUUUCAUUUAGUCAGAAAUGGUUGUCGCAUGCUGGUCAUCUGUUUUGUAGUUAAUGGAGAGCAGAGUUCGACUUCAUAUUUGAUUAUAUAUGUACAGUUCAUGUAAUUGCAAGGACCAACAGUCAUGUGUUGUACGGUGACUGACAUGGAUCCAACGGCUCUGAUCUACAAGGUCCUCUGUGCCCAUAAUGGGUCCUUUGAGCUGGGAGAAUUGCGUGCCAACAUUAGCACCACAGAAGAUGACCUGGAAAGUGUGUUAGGGAAUCAGGAGAUGUUUAACAGGGCUGUCUCUAAGGGAAACAAACUGAUAGUUGCCCAGACGAAGAUGAGGUUAUGCAGAGCUAAAGGAUGUAGUGGCUGCAGCAAUUUACACCUGUGUAAGUUCUACCUGUAUGGAACAUGUCCAUCCAAUGAGAGACAAGGAUGCCGUCUCUGCCAUGAGCUAACGUCAGAGUACAACAUCAGAGUCCUGAGAGAGCACCACCUGGAAGAACUGGACAGGAAGGAGCUGUUUACAUUACUGCUGCAGAAUGACAAUGCCCUUUUACCCCCAGUUUGCUUCACAUACAACAAAGGUAGUGGAGAGUACGGAUACUGUCCUGACAAGGAGAAAUGCAGAAGACUCCACGUCUGUGAGCGCUACAUUACAGGAACCUGUGCUGCAGAGGUGGACUGUGACAGGUCUCACGACUUCUACGAGCCCCACCCGCUCAACACCCUACAGCAGAGGGGACUACCUAAUGAACUGGUGGCAUCCAUGUUGUCCACCUACCGCAACAUCCAGGCAAUCAGGGAUACAAUUGAUGAUAGUGACAACCCACGUUGCAAAAAAGACUCUGGCAACCGCCUGCAGAAAUCCAAAGCUUUACCAAAUCACUGGGAUAAAUCUUCAGUACCUGAAACUGGAUUCAAGAGGGUUGCUGUGCAGAGUUCCUCAGCUGAGCACAAGAAUAUUCUGGAUCUUUUCCAUCAAACUAUGACUGGCUUCAGUGUGACGACUAUUGAGAGGGUGCAAAAUCGGAUCCUGUGGGAGGUCUUUUCGUGGCAAGGAGAUGUGAUGAGAAAGACAAACGCAGGGAAGGAGAAUGAGAAGCAGCUCUUCCAUGGAACAGACUCUAAACACGUGGACGCUAUAUGCCUGCAGAACAUAGACUGGAGGAUGGGUGGAACACAAGGAACGCCCUAUGGGCAAGGAAGCUACUUCUCCAAGGAUGCCAAGUUCUCCCACAGCUACACCAGCCAGUCAGAAGUCAGGUCCAUGUUUGUUUGUCGUGUGCUGGUGGGAAACUACACACAAGGACACUCCAGCUACCUCUGCCCCACCUCAAAAGAUGGAAGUCACACCAUAUAUUUACAUUUACAUUUAAGUCAUUUAGCAGACGCUCUUAUCCAGAGCGACUUACAAAUUGGUGCAUUCACCUUAUGACAUCCAGUGGAACAGCCACUUUACAAUAGUGCAUCUAAACCUUUUAAGGGGGGGGUGAGAAGGAUUACUUUAUCCUAUCCUAGGUAUUCCUUAAAGAGGUGGGGUUUCAGGUGUCUCCGGAAGGUGGUGAUUGACUCCGCUGUCCUGGCGUCGUGAGGGAGUGUGUUCCACCAUUGGGGAGCCAGAGCAGCGAACAGUUUUGACUGGGCUGAGCGGGAACUGUACUUCCUCAGUGGUAGGGAGGCGAGCAGGCCAGAGGUGGAUGAACGCAGUGCCCUUGUUUGGGUGUAGGGCCUGAUCAGAGCCUGGAGGUACUGAGGUGCCGUUCCCCUCACAGCUCCGUAGGCAAGCACCAUGGUCUUGUAGCGGAUGCGAGCUUCAACUGGAAGCCAGUGGAGAGAGCGGAGGAGCGGGGUGACGUGAGAGAACUUGGGAAGGUUGAACACCAGACGGGCUGCGGCGUUCUGGAUGAGUUGUAGGGGUUUAAUGGCACAGGCAGGGAGCCCAGCCAACAGCGAGUUGCAGUAAUCCAGACGGGAGAUGACAAGUGCCUGGAUUAGGACCUGCGCCGCUUCCUGUGUGAGGCAGGGUCGUACUCUGCGGAUGUUGUAGAGCAUGAACCUACAGGAACGGGCCACCGCCUUGAUGUUAGUUGAGAACGACAGGGUGUUGUCCAGGAUCACGCCAAGGUUCUUAGCGCUCUGGGAGGAGGACACAAUGGAGUUGUCAACCGUGAUGGCGAGAUCAUGGAACGGGCAGUCCUUCCCCGGGAGGAAGAGCAGCUCCGUCUUGCCGAGGUUCAGCUUGAGGUGGUGAUCCGUCAUCCACACUGAUAUGUCUGCCAGACAUGCAGAGAUGCGAUUCGCCACUUGGUCAUCAGAAGGGGGAAAGGAGAAGAUUAAUUGUGUAUCUCCAUCUCCUAUGACAGCUGUGUGGAUGAUAUCUACAACCCCUCUGUAUUUGUGGUGGUCGGGAAGCAUCAGGUUUACCCAGAGUACCUUAUUCAGUACAGGGAAGGGUCCAGGCCUGGGACCUAUGUUCCACCACCUAACUUUGUCCAGAACCAGAGCCACCACAACAUGCACUGGACAUCUAUUCCAGUCAAGCUACGCUCACCAGCCACCCCUGUGCUGCCCAACAAUGCAAGGUUCAGAUCUCCUUGCCCAACAGGACCUGCCUUUGCCCAGCCCACACUCAGUACCCAGCCACUAUUUUCACACUACUCAAACCCACCCAGGCCUCCCUCCAAUCCCUCUGUUUCAAACCCUUCAAGACAGAGAACCCCCAGACCUACCUUGACACAUGCUUCUGCACAGUUUGGCUCCCUUAACUUCUUGACACAUCCAUCGUUUCAGCCAGGCCUGAUGACUUACGUCCCUCAUCCACCACCCUGGGUCGGCUCUAUGACCUCCAUUCCACGCGCACCUCCACCCAGGACAAGAUCACAGUUUGCUAAAAUGAAAGCAAAAAGUACAUCAAUGGCAUCACUAGAUAAUCUAUAAUCCUUGGUAGUCUAAUUGUAUUUAUUUAGAGGGAAAUUACCUUAUAUGUAAAUAAAUUGUAUUUAUGGAUUACAUUUUGAAAUGUGUCCUUUUUAGCUCAAUUGGUAGAGCAUGGUGCUUGUAAUGCCAUUGUAGUGGGUUUGAUUCUCAGGACCACCCAUACGUUAAGGGAAUGCACGCAUGACUGUAAGUCACUUUGGAUAAAAGUGUCUGCUAAAUGGCAUUUAUUAUAUAAUGUGUAGUUCAGUGUUGACAAAAUAAUCCGAAUUGGGCUGCCUGUGUAAACGCAGUCAUAAUAGUUUCGGAAUGCACCACUGCAUAAAAUAAAACGUUCAUGUUUUGUCUACUU
This is a messenger RNA of Oncorhynchus keta (chum salmon), 3304 nucleotides long. RefSeq names its product protein mono-ADP-ribosyltransferase PARP12-like. Gene Ontology annotation, molecular function: NAD+ poly-ADP-ribosyltransferase activity; metal ion binding. The transcript has 7 exons. The record is from RefSeq and is a predicted model, not a curated record. NCBI's taxonomy places the organism in Eukaryota, Metazoa, Chordata, Actinopteri, Salmoniformes, Salmonidae. The coding region runs from base 152 to 1453 and encodes 433 amino acids.